Molecule: messenger RNA, 1705 nt
Organism: Rhopalosiphum maidis (corn leaf aphid)
Lineage: Eukaryota; Metazoa; Arthropoda; Insecta; Hemiptera; Aphididae
Product: adhesive plaque matrix protein-like
Exons: 6
Coding region: 80-1519 (479 amino acids)
Cellular component (GO): extracellular matrix
Source: RefSeq, a predicted model, not a curated record
CUCUGGUCUCCGUAAUCAUCAGUUCAUUUGUGUGCACAGUCGUCGAAUAAUUUGACAACAACACCGACGAAAAAUUAAAAUGGCCGCUAAAUUCAUCAUCUUCGCCGCUUGCGUGGCCACCGCCCUCUCCCAGUACGCUGCCCCAGCCUACAAACCCGCUUACUCCGCACCCGCUUACUCGGCACCAAAGGCUUACGCCCCAGAGCCCACAUACGCACCAACACCUUACAACUUUGAAUACAGCGUAAACGACCCACACACCUACGACGUGCACAGCCAAUCCGAAUACAGCGACGGAAACGGUUACGUCAAAGGAACCUACAGCCUUGUCGAAGCCGACGGCUCCAUCCGUACCGUCGAGUACACCGCUGACGACUACAACGGUUUCAACGCCGUCGUCAAGAACGAAGGUGGAUACAAAGCUCCAUCAUACUCCGCACCAGCUUACAAGCCAGCUUACUCCGCACCAGCUUACUCCGCACCAGCCUACUCCGCACCAGCAUACUCCGCCCCGGCCUACAAGCCAGCCUACAAACCACAACAACACCGACAAAAAAUUAAAAUGGCCGCUAAAUUCAUCAUUUUCGCCGCUUGCGUGGCCACCGCCCUCUCCCAGUACGCUGCCCCAGCCUACAAACCCGCUUACUCCGCACCCGCUUACUCGGCACCAAAGGCUUACGCUCCAGAGCCCACAUACGCACCAACACCUUACAACUUUGAAUACAGCGUAAACGACCCACACACCUACGACGUGCACAGCCAAUCCGAAUACAGCGACGGAAACGGUUACGUCAAAGGAACCUACAGCCUUGUCGAAGCCGACGGCUCCAUCCGUACCGUCGAGUACACCGCUGACGACUACAACGGUUUCAACGCCGUCGUCAAGAACGAAGGUGGAUACAAAGCUCCAUCAUACUCCGCACCAGCUUACAAGCCAGCUUACUCCGCACCAGCUUACUCCGCACCAGCUUACUCCGCACCAGCCUACUCUGCACCAGCAUACUCCGCCCCGGCCUACAAGCCAGCCUACAAACCAGCAUACCAUCAACACCGACAAAAAAUUAAAAUGGCCGCUAAAUUCAUCAUCUUCGCCGCUUGCGUGGCCACCGCCCUCUCCCAGUACGCUGCCCCAGCCUACAAACCCGCUUACUCCGCACCCGCUUACUCGGCACCAAAGGCUUACGCCCCAGAGCCCACAUACGCACCAACACCUUACAACUUUGAAUACAGCGUAAACGACCCACACACCUACGACGUGCACAGCCAAUCCGAAUACAGCGACGGAAACGGUUACGUCAAAGGAACCUACAGCCUUGUCGAAGCCGACGGCUCCAUCCGUACCGUCGAGUACACCGCUGACGACUACAACGGUUUCAACGCCGUCGUCAAGAACGAAGGUGGAUACAAAGCUCCAUCAUACUCCGCACCAGCUUACAAGCCAGCUUACUCCGCACCAGCCUACUCUGCACCAGCAUACUCCGCCACGGCCUACAAGCCAGCCUACAAACCAGCAUACUAAUUUAUUUAGUCGUGUAAACCCCAACUUUCUUCUUCAUAUUUAUUUCUUCUUGUACCACUCUGGACCAUCGUGUUCACAUUGAACCGUGGUUUCAAACACAUACCAUGUCGUAUUGAUAUCCAUUACAAUCGAUAUGACUUUGUAUUUGUUCUGUAAAUAAAUAUAAUAAUGUAUAUUUAUUGAAAA